AUUCAAACACUAAAACAUAUUUAUCGUCAACAUAAUCAUUUAUCCUAUUAUCUAUUAUUUACUAACCAGGAUCGAUGGAGCCGGGCAUUAUUCAAUAUGGUUUUAGUAUCGUUACCAAUGAAUGCAACAAUAUUAUCUGAAUUUAUUAUCGAACAUAUGCCUAUACAAACACAAUUUUUAUUCAUAUUUGUUGCUUGUAUACAAGGUUGUUUUGGUUUAAGUCCAUUUUUGGCUAUUGCAAUAAUAUGUAAGGAUUUUCAUCAUAUUAAACAAUGGAUACCGAUUAUACAGUUACGUUUAAAAUCAAAAAAACAUUCAAUACAGAUUAAAAUGAAAUUUGAUGAUCUUUAUGGUCGGUUAAUGUUUGGUAGGAAAAUUGCAUUUUCAUGUGGUUAUUUCGGUGAUAUUACAUUUCAUCGUUUGUUUGAAGGUUUUCUUAUGUAUAUUUUGAUUUUGUUUCUUAUUCUUGGUUUCUAUGUUCAAUCACAUUAA
Dermatophagoides pteronyssinus (European house dust mite) is the source of this 492-nucleotide messenger RNA. RefSeq lists its product as uncharacterized. The record is from RefSeq and is a predicted model, not a curated record. NCBI's taxonomy places the organism in Eukaryota, Metazoa, Arthropoda, Arachnida, Sarcoptiformes, Pyroglyphidae.